AGAAGUAAAAAAAAAAAAAAACGCGAUCAAUCACAUCACUUUCCACCAUCUAAAACUCAUUCAAUGUCCCUUAGGCUAACCACCACACCGCUAUCCCUUUAUCGUGGUCAAUGGCUUAGUACUCGUCUGCAACAGACCCUAAUCCAGACCCAAACCCAAACCCAAACCCAACCUUGGUUGUCCGUCGAAACCUCUGUUUUUUUCUUCUCUACUUCAGCCGUUUCUUCAUCGCGUAUUAGUAAGCCUCCUCGCACUCACAAGCAAGGAUUGUGGCCACUGAAAAAGAUUCGUAAAAAGGCCACAAAGGGCAAUUUCAGAGACUCAAUUUCAAGUACAGAGGCACCCUUCUCAGGAACAUCAAGGGGAUCUAAAACCUAUUCUGAAUCACAACAAACAAUUAUCCCUCUUGAGACUUUUAAUGAUCAUGGAAUAAAGUAUGACGCUCGCAAGAGACCCAAUUAUCGACAAGACCCUCAACAUAAGCAGCAACAGCAAAAAACAUCAAGGCUGCAAUAUGAAGACUUUCUUCCUCCGCGCUAUCAACGUCAACAUCUUUUACACCGUCAACGAUGGUUCUAUUACUUGCACCACCUAAAAUUACGUCAACAGCGUGAGAAAGAUCAUGGCUAUACCCAUGGGCAAAGGAGUCAUAAUGGAAGUCGCCAUCACCAUAAUCGUUAUAAUUUCCACCCAUGGUGGUCUCAACAGUAUCAAAAUUGGGAUCCAUGGGUUUGGCAUAUUUUAAAAGAAGCCAAGAGAGCCCCCGCAAAGGGGUUUACACUUGGAAUCAUAGCCACAGGGUCGUGUCUUUGGAUAUAUGAUUCAAAUACUUUCUACAUGCAACAGUGGGUUGACUUUCAUAAUGACCUGACUCAACUCAAAAAUCACUUUAUCAAAAAUCCUGCAAAGCCCUCAGCACAGCCUGAUGACUUGCUAUUUAGUAAUCCAGCAGCAGCAAUACCCGUUGAACUAAAAAUGUUGGGAGGAUCAUAUGCUCUACUAUUAUCUCAAGGGCACUAUGGAGCGUUCUUGAAACAUCUCAAGAUGUUAACACCAGAAGAAGUAGAGCUCCGCUUAGCACAGUAUCAGAAAUCACAUCGUAUCAUCAGCCAGCAGAAGAAGGGUAGGAAAAAUAAAAGUCAGAAGCGCUCAAGGCACCAACAGCAGCAGGGCUUGAUUCAAGGAUAUUGUGUCAAUCAGCUGUCAUCUAACAGCCCUAUUGAGGAUGAUCAGUCACAGCACAUAGUCCGAGAUGAGGAUGGCGAAAUUGAGCGCUUGUUUUUUGGUGUUUUCGAUGGACACUCUGGUUGGUGUUGCAGCCAAAAGGUGGCUAGAGAGCUGGCCCCUUCGGUUGCCAAGGCGCUCGACCUUGUCAAGGAUCCAGCCGAUCCUAAAAGCGUGAUCGAAGCUAUUGAACAGGGAUUUAUAGAACUGGAUCAGUCGAUCGUUCAAAAUACUGUCAAAAGAGUAUUAGAACAUCCUUCUCGCCAAUUGGCAUGCUCCUCACUCUUGCCAGCCAUUUCAGGCUCGUGCGCGCUCUUAGCUUAUGUCGAUGUUCAAGAAAGGGAUCUUUAUGUUGCCUGUGUCGGUGAUAGCAGGGCAGUGAUGGGUGUUCGAGAACUUUUGCCAGAUGGUACCAGGCAUGUCUGGCGAGCCGUUUCACUUUCAGUCGAUCAGACAGGUAGAAAUCGAAAGGAAGUCAAAAGACUCCAAGCGGAGCAUCCGGGUGAGGAAGACAUUGUCGUGAAGCGAGGUCGAGUCUUGGGGGGUCUUGAACCGACAAGAGCCUUUGGUGAUGCUCGCUACAAGUGGACCAAGGACAUUCAAGAAAAGGUCUUUCAUUUAUUUCCUUCCUAUCGUAAACCAUAUACACAUCUGAUCACUCCACCUUAUGUCACUGCAAAGCCAGUGGUACGACAUCACAAGAUUCAGCCCAAUGAUCGGUUUAUGAUCAUGGCGACAGAUGGAUUAUGGGACAAGUUGACGUCAGAUGAAGCUGUACAACUGGUUGGAGACUUAUUGGACGGGAAGGUUGGUCAUCAUGAGAUGAUUUUGGAUGGAGAGGGCAUCCGGAAAUAUAAGAAGCAGCGUAAAAAUGCUCAACUUCAACAGCAGGCAAGCAACGCGGUAGAGCCAACAGUCAAUGGCGGAAAAGUAGCAGUACCUGAACAGGCUAAAGCUCCCCAGCAACAGCAAAAAGAAGAAAUAGAAGAAGAUGAGCAGGAGGAGGAGGAGGAAAAGGAGGAGGAAUUGACACCUCUUGGUACGGCACGCAAAGGUCCAGUGAGCCAGAAUCGAAAGUUUACGUACCGAGAUCAAGCCAAUGCCUCGACACACUUGAUUAGAAACGCGCUUGGAGGAGCAGAUGAUGAUAAGGUGGCAGCAACAUUAUCUAUCCCAUCUCCCAUGAGUCGCGCCUACCGCGAUGAUAUCACAGUCACUGUGGUAUUCUUUGAGGAACAGAAUACUAUCCUGGCGUUGUCUGACGCGAAAGACUCAGAUGGGAUGGUCGAGAUCCAUUAACAUAAAAGGCGGUUUUCUUUCAUUAUAAAUUAUAUAAUAAACAAAUUACAAUAUCAUAUGAG
Molecule: messenger RNA, 2585 nt
Organism: Lobosporangium transversale
Lineage: Eukaryota; Fungi; Mortierellomycota; Mortierellomycetes; Mortierellales; Mortierellaceae
Product: phosphatase 2C-like domain-containing protein
Exons: 3
Coding region: 64-2523 (819 amino acids)
Biological process (GO): protein dephosphorylation
Molecular function (GO): protein serine/threonine phosphatase activity
Source: RefSeq, a predicted model, not a curated record